AUGGGAAUUGAAUUAUUAUUCGAUCGGAGCUUCAUGGCGUCGGCCAAAGAGUGGAAGAAGAUUAAAAAGAGAAUCAACUAUGGCUUCAUUUUGCAUGACAAUCCAGUAGUUGCUAAAAGACGAAAUGCGUCUACCCCUGCAGAAGUCCAUUUCCCGCCUGAUCCGAGAAAACCAAAGCGAAGAUCCUUUUCCCUGGGAGCGUGGAAGUUCAGCUUGGUGAGAAAGGACAAAGAAAAGGAAGAACUUGGCGCGAGGGAGAGACCAAAAGCGCUGUGGAAAAAUGCUGGGGCUAAAGUGAUUACUGCUAACAAAGUUAUCCAAGCAAUAAGGCCAGAUUUGAAACGGGUCGAAGAGGGGGACGAAGAUGUUUUUGAUUCAAAUGUAAGAUUCCAAGAAAAUCUUAAUCAAGAAGAUGAUUUACUGCGAAUAAUGCUGGAAGAUUGCGACUUGGAAUCUGAAGCUGACCCAACAGAAGAUCCUUUCUACGACGAAUUUCUUUAA
Messenger RNA from Oikopleura dioica, 501 nucleotides. The record is from the annotation of a GenBank genome assembly. NCBI's taxonomy places the organism in Eukaryota, Metazoa, Chordata, Appendicularia, Copelata, Oikopleuridae.